Paramecium primaurelia is the source of this 865-nucleotide messenger RNA. The record is from the annotation of a GenBank genome assembly. Lineage: Eukaryota; Ciliophora; Oligohymenophorea; Peniculida; Parameciidae.
AUGGGUAGUUGCGCAACAAAAAAUUAAGAAAAUGAAGUUUCUCUCCCUUCUAAUCCUAGAUUAUAAAGGGCUUACUAAGUAUAAUAAAUUUGAUUUGAUAGUAAUAUUCAUAAAUCAUCGAAAUUACUCACCCUCUCAAUGUUAAUCAAAAAUACAAUAGUUACUUUACUUUGAUUCCUGAUUAAUUUAUUGGCACAGGAAUAAAGAAGACAAAUCAAUAUGAAUCUCGUCUCUCUAAAGAAGAAUGGCAAUAAAAAAGAGUGGAAUUUUGGGGUAUAUAUAUAUCUAUUUGAUGUAUAGAUUCAAGAAUAGAGGGAUAGAAGGAAAAUUGGACUACAAUAAAAGCUGCAUUGGAAGCUGAUGAAGGUACAAAUUAUAGCAAAUUAGGAACUGCAAAAACUCUUUUGUAAGCUGCUGAUUUAAAGCUAAUCAAAAAUAGUAUGUAAAUUGUAUUUGAUAAUCAUGGUAUUAUAAUAAAAAAUCAAUUAUGUAGGUUAAAAAUAUGAUUUACCAGUUUUUGUGAUGCAUAAUCCUGUUUCUUUCCCAUAGAAACAAUCUUAUGAUUAAAAUCUUUACUAAAGUUUUGAUCGUAAGAUUGUUAAGGUAAAUUUGAAUUAUUAUAGUCUAGUUUAAAGUAAGAAGUACAAAAUGGAACAUUGAUAAGGAAGUUUCUUACAAUACAGGAGAUAAGGUCGAAUCAUUAAUAAAAGAAUUAUAAUCAAAAGAAGAAUCUUAAAAAAUGAAACUAUUUGUUAAUGGUAGAGAAAUGAGAGGCCAUAACAUGUUUGGAAAUUAUGGUGUCCAAGACAAUUCUGUAUAUAUUCAAACUAUCCUCUAUUAGGUUGUACAAGCAUUUAUGUUCUGA